AUGUUGGAUAACCUCAUACCCAACGACACUAUAGCCCCAAAAGGUGAUGCUAAUCUGAAUGUCGCCGAGGUGGAGGCUACUAGUGAAGAUUUACCGAGGCAAGCACAGGAACUGGUUGAUCGGAUCCGCAUGAAAGGGCCGUCAUCUAUAUGCGUGGAUGAAAAUGCUCGUAAAAAGUGGAAAAUGAUAGCCAUCUUUGCGGGGCUUCACGAUCUAGGUUAUCUCACAUGUUACAACAAUAGCAAAAAGGAGCCCACUACGGAGUGGAAUUUCAGAAUACAUUUCGAGGAGGCACUAGCCAUUCUUCGCUAUAAGAUGAAAAAUACAAUCGUUGUGCUUGUUCCAGUCAUUAAGCCUCAGGUCCUUGUAGGAGCCCGAUACAAGCUUGAUGGUAUAACAGUGCCAUGUUGGAAAGGCAAAUCUUCAACAAUUGUUCGAGAAGACAGAGUGCAUUGGUUCAACAGGAUGCUUGAAAAGGUUCAGUUUGAAAGAAAGUUUGAAACGAAAAAUUUUGCUGUUGUCGUGCGACCAUACACAAACAACAUCGUGGACGUCAUCCGAGUGAAGGAUGCGGUGGCGGAGGAUGCGUUUUAUGCGGAAGACCACUUUCACUUUAGCAAGUACGGAAAUGCUUUGUUUGCGACAUACCUAUGGAAUUCUCUAUUUGAUCCUGUUGGUAGGAAGAGCACUAUUAGGAAUCUUACCGACGCUGCCGUUUUAAAAUGCCCUCCCAAGGAAAUCCCAUACAUACGCACACUCGGGAACAGCUUCUGAGAAUGUCGCUUGUCUAGUGGACUUUGAGAGGCUGCAGAAGACGAAUCCUCAAAUGUUGCAGUUUGAUGUCUUCCCAUUGCUCUACGGACAUGAUUUGUUGUAUUGUUGGAGCAUACAUUUCUUACUGAGGCAAUGUAGGCAAAGUAUGACUUAUCUCUCUACUUCCUUU
Cylicocyclus nassatus is the source of this 943-nucleotide messenger RNA. The record is from the annotation of a GenBank genome assembly. Lineage: Eukaryota; Metazoa; Nematoda; Chromadorea; Rhabditida; Strongylidae.